AGCUAUGAUAAAGAUGCAUUGAAAAUUCCAGCCUUGUGUAUAAUUUGUAAAACUAAAAUAUCGUUAAAAUUAAAGUACUUUUUAAAUCGGUAGAUAAAUAAUGAAAAAUUCAAAAUCUGAGAAAAAACCGCUUGAGGAAAAAAAAUGCAUCAUUUGGAACAACAGGACAUUGUUAGAACGUUACCUUAUUUUGGUAUCUCUUGUCAUUUUUAUUUCUUUUCUUGUCAUGGUUGGUGUUUUAUUACAUUUUCAAAAUAAAUCUCAAAAACCAAAGAAAGAAGUUUGCUUAAAUAACAUAUGCAAAUUUUCAGCUGGUUCCAUUCUAAAGAAUAUGGACUUUACCGUCGAUCCAUGCGACAACUUUUAUGAAUUUUCAUGCGGAUCUUAUCUGAAAUACGAAAACAUUUACGACGAAAAAAUACGUAGUUUUACAAAUUUAGAAAAUUAUAUCCUUUAUUUACAAAAAGAACAGCUGGAGAAACCAGAAAAGUUUAAUGAUCCAGAAUUCGUCAAAAAACUAAAGAAAUAUUAUCAAUCGUGUUUAAAUAAACCUAGCGAUAUGAAACAGGUUAUUCAUGGCAUUUUAAGUGCAGCUAACUUGGACGGUUGGCCACUUUCUGAAAACGAUAAUUCAAAAUCAACAAUGGAAGAAGCUAUAGCACUAGCAUAUGCUUACUAUAGUCCUGGAUAUCUGUUUGGAUUAUAUAGGGAUCAAAACAGCUCUUACAUAACUAUAAGUCGUGGAUCUGAUUUCGUUAAACCAACUGUGUUAUUGAAUACGACUGAAGAAAAGUGGAUUAAGUUAAAAAAGAAAUAUGUAAAUUUGAUAGACUACGUACUUUCUGAAUUAGAUUUGUCAACAGAAAAUAAGAACAAGCAUAUUGAUGAAAUAAUCGACUUUCAAACAUCUUUAGCAAAAAUUCUAGAUAAAGAUUAUAAUGAUAAUUCAACAAAUACAACUAUAUCAGAAUUACAUUCGAACUGUUCACAGAUUGAUUGGAAAAGUCUAUUUAUGUUUUUAUUUGAAUAUCUUCAACAUUCUGAAAAAUAUAAUGAUGAAUUUCCUUUAGAAGUAAACAGCAUGGACUUUCUCACUGAUCUAUGUGAACUUGUUGGAAACGCUAAAAAUAAAAGAAUAAUUUAUAACUAUCAAGUAUGGGAUAUUAUUAUUCGUUAUUUACCUCGAAUACACAACGGUUUUAGACAACUUGUGAUCGAUACGAAGGAAUCAUUAGACUUAUACGACAAAAUUUAUGAAUCAUUAUCGGAUAUGAAUAAACUGAAGUGGAAAACUUGCAUCCAAGAUAUGGAAAUAUAUACAGAAUUAGGAUUAGACUACAUAAUGCUAAAAUCCAUGAAUCGAAAAGACGACAUAAAUGAGGUAAAAAGUUAUUCCAAACAAAUACGUGAAACACUAGAUGAAAUAUUUUCCGAAGAAGACUGGUUCGAUAGCUACAGCAAAAAUCUCACCAGAAUUAAAUUGAAGAAAAUCGGACAGCAUAUAGGAUACGAAAAUGGUUCUAUUAAUGCAGAAUUUUUAAAUACGAUGUUUAAUAAUAUCAAUAUCACAGAUAAUUAUAUUCAAAAUAUCUUAGCUGUGAAAAAGCAAAUGACGUCCGAUGAAAUGUUUGAUCAAAGAGUUGCUUUUUAUUUUCGAGAAGAAAUAAAAAUAGCCCCAAUGCAGGUUGGUGCAAGUUUAGGAUAUGAUGGAGUGGGAAUAGCAAUUGAAAUACCGUUAGCAUUGAUGUAUCCUCCUUUCUAUGCCUAUGGAUUACCUCAAUACCUGAAUUUUGGUAGAAUGGCUUUUAUAAUUGGUCAUGAAUAUUCACAUGUAUUCGAUCAUUUGGAUAUCCCAGCAGAUAAAUCACCUAACGAAAUGCAAAAUUCGACAGAGAUAUACGAUGAAAUACUAGGGAAAAUAAAUUUUUCAGAAGAAUUUAUGGAAGUAUAUAAGAAAAAGAAAAAUUGUCUUCGAUUUCAAUAUUCGAAAUUUCCAUUAGAAGGCAAUCAAACGAUUAACGGAAAUCGAACAAUUUCGGAUAACAUCUCAGAUAACAGUGGGGUCACUGUUGCUUUCCGGGCUUACGAGAAAUAUCUUAAACGCCACGGAGAAGAACCUCAUCUUCCUGGUCUCGACUUUACAAACAAACAAAUGUUUUUCAUUGGAUAUGCUCAGAUGAUCUACAUAGCCCUGGAAAAUAUAGGAUAUGGAUCAGAAGAGAAUACCGCAUCAGAAGAAGAUACGCAAAAUUCAACAGAGGCACUUGAUGAAGUAGGAGAUAACAUAGAUUUUCCUGAAGAAUUUUUGAUAGAAUACAAGAAAAAGAUAAAUUGUCUGCGAUUUCAAUACUCGGAAUUUCCAUUAGAAGGAAAUCUCACGAUUUUUUCUAAUAGUUUUCGUAUAAUUGACUUAGGGCAGGCUUACGAGAAAUAUCUUAAACGCCACGGAGAAGAACCUCAUAUUCCUGGUCUCGACUUUACAAACAAACAAAUGUUUUUCAUUGGAUAUGCUCAGGUUAAUUCAUACAUUUGA
This is a messenger RNA of Centruroides sculpturatus (bark scorpion), 2533 nucleotides long. RefSeq names its product neprilysin-2-like. Gene Ontology annotation, cellular component: plasma membrane. Gene Ontology annotation, molecular function: metalloendopeptidase activity. Gene Ontology annotation, biological process: protein processing. The record is from RefSeq and is a predicted model, not a curated record. Bases 101 to 2533 code for a protein of 810 amino acids. The transcript is spliced from 22 exons. Lineage: Eukaryota; Metazoa; Arthropoda; Arachnida; Scorpiones; Buthidae.